This is a messenger RNA of Colius striatus (speckled mousebird), 2085 nucleotides long. Its product is annotated as testis-specific serine/threonine-protein kinase 2-like. Gene Ontology annotation, molecular function: protein serine/threonine kinase activity; tau-protein kinase activity; ATP binding. The transcript has a single exon. Gene Ontology annotation, cellular component: cytoplasm. Bases 750 to 1844 code for a protein of 364 amino acids. The record is from RefSeq and is a predicted model, not a curated record. Gene Ontology annotation, biological process: protein phosphorylation; intracellular signal transduction; microtubule cytoskeleton organization. Lineage: Eukaryota; Metazoa; Chordata; Aves; Coliiformes; Coliidae.
AAGCGGCCUGCUGUCUGCACUGACUACGUGACAGCAACUGCUUUAACCAUGGCUCUGACUCUGGCCUUGAUUGUGCAUUAAAUUCAUAUAACUAGAACUCAGAUUGCCUUGCCCCGUCGGGCCUAACAUUAUACCCUGGGGUCCAUGUCCAUUCUACCUUAACCACUCCUCAACACAUCAUCCCUUUGGAGGAAAGCUGGGCCAUGAGGAGCAAGGCCAUUGUCUGCCAGAAGCCAGCCUGCACAGGGCUUGAAAGGUCAUCUGAGGCACACAAAAAGACAACAGACAAAACUUCAUCUCAUAUGGGACUUUGGGUUGUGGAGUCUCCUUCUGGGAAGUCUUCAAAACCCACCUGGAUGUGUUCCCGUGUUACCUGAUCUAAGAGGACCUGCUUUAGCAGGGGGUUGUACUAGAUGAUCUCUAAAGGUCCCUUUCAGCCCCCACCAUUCAAUGAUUCUAUGAUUUUAGGGAAGGAAAGAGCAAACAAAAACCGUCAACUACUUCCAUCCUCUUAGCAAAGCCCAUUACAAAACUAAUUGUAUGAAGAAGGCAGAGCACAGUCAAUGUCUCUCAGUAACUUGAUGUCAAGUUUUCCCCUAGAUGAUGUCAUCCAGUAGAACUGAAAGGUCCUUCCAAGCAGUCAGUGCAGGGGAGGCUGCCUGUGACAUCACAGUGGCCAGUGCUGGGGUGCUCACCUGCACCAGCACCCAGGCAGUCAGUAGUGCAGGGGCGUUAACAUCUGCCACAACAUGCAGCACACACCAUCUCCAACCAAGGCAGCUGCCCACAGCUCUGCCUCCAGGGAUGAUGCUGCUGUGCUUGCAAAGAAAGGCUACAGACUGAAGAAGACGCUAGGAGAAGGCUCUUAUGGCAAAGUGAAAUCCGCUUACUCGGAGCGGCUGAAACGUGAUGUGGCUGUCAAGAUAAUCGACAAGAAAAAACUGACUCAGGACAACCUUGAAAGAUUUCUCCCCAGGGAAGUAGAGGCCUUGAAAUGUCUGCACCACCCCUCAAUCAUCGAAGUCUUUGAUAUUUUUGAGACAUCGGGUGGGAAAGUGUAUAUUGUGAUGGAGCUGGGGGAAAAGGGAGACCUGCUGGACUACAUCCAGACCACAGGAGCUAUGGAAGAGGACACGGCUUGCAGCAAGUUCCAGCAGUUGGCAUCUGCCAUCAAGUACUGCCAUGACUUGGACCUUGCUCACAGGGAUCUCAAAUGCGAGAACAUCCUUCUUGAUGCAGGUUUCAACAUUAAGCUGUCAGACUUUGGCUACUCCAAAUUCUUGUCCCGGGACGCAAACAGAAGGAUCAUUCUCAGCAAAACCUUCUGUGGGUCUUCUGCGUAUGCAGCCCCUGAGGUGCUGGAGGGCAUUCCCUAUGACCCCAGGAUUUCUGACAUGUGGAGUCUGGGUGUCAUCUUGUAUUCAAUGCUCUUUGCUUUAAUGCCAUUUGAUGAUUCCAAUAUCAAGGAAAUGGUUCGUGCUCAGAAACGACACAAGAUUCACUUCUCCAAGUCAAAACAUUUGACUAAGGAGAGCAAGAACCUCAUUUACCGCCUGCUCCACCCCAGUGUGUCUCACAGGUUGGGCAUAGAUGAAGUUUUAGAACACCCAUGGUUGCAGGCUCCAAAAUCCACGAUCCCUUCACCUUUGCCAGAGGCAGAAGAGGGGGAGUGUUCCCAAAGCCUUGCUAAAAGAAAGCCUGAGCACAAGCAGCAAGCCAAACCCCAUUCUGCAGAAGAGGGUGAGUGUUCCCAAAGCCUCGGUAAAAGAAGGCCUGAGCACAAGCAGCAAGCUAAACCCCAUUCUGCAGAAGAGGAAGGACAGAAGGAAUUGGGACCCUCUUAAGGAUGGCUGGUUUUAGCAAUAUUCCUGAGUUAGUCUAACCUGUGAACUCUGGUGGUUCUCAGCUUCAGCUUCCCUGGGUCUUCAUCAAUAUUUCUCAUCUUUUGCUUUACAAAAUAUAGCAACGGUAGACACAGCACAUCUGCUGAGGUGAAUAAACAGCUUAACACUGUUAUUCUCAAAAGACCUGUCUCUGACAUGGUUUGUGGGGAUAAGUUACUGUCAGAACAUAUUGGUAAGUGGU